CUGCGAAUCGGAAAAACCAAAUUCCGCUUCAUCGCCGCCGACGACAACCGUAAAUUCCCCGCUUCAGCUUAAAUUCAACGGUGCUCUUGAAAAUCUCUGUUUUUCGUUUUAUCGCGAUUUUGUCCAUUACUUUAUCCGUUUUUCCCCCAAAAUUUUAGAUAACACUGCAUCGAAGUUUCUGAGAGAAAGCAGCUCCGAUCAAUUACACAAAAGAAAUGGCUGAGAAAUUAGCUCCUGAGAAAAGCCACAGCUACAUUCACAACGGGCAAAAGGUGUUCGACUGGGAUCAAACGCUGGAAGAGGUGAAUAUGUACAUAGAGCUUCCAGCUAACGUUCCAAAGAAGUUAUUUCACUGCAAAAUUGAUUCCAAGCAUGUUGAAGUUGGGAUCAAAGGGAAUCCACCUUACCUUAAUCAUGAGCUUGCCUUCCCGGUGAAGACGGAUUGUUCGUUUUGGACUCUUGAAGACGAUAUAAUGCACAUAACCUUGCAAAAGCGGGACAAAGGUCAGACAUGGUCUUCACCUAUAAUGGGCCAAGCCCAGUUGGAUCCUUAUAAUGCUGAUCUUGAACAGAGGCGUCUCAUGCUUCAACGGUUUCAAGAAGAGAACCCGGGCUUUGACUUCUCGCAAGCUCAGUUCAGUGGAAAUUGCCCCGACCCAAUGACCUUCAUGGGCGGGAUCCGUUCUGGUUGAUGGACCUCUGUCUCAAGUUAUGUAUAUAUAGCAUAUUCUUAUCUGGACGCGAUCUUAAUUCCUCCCAACACCCAUUGUUCUCGACUAUUCGCGGAUCCGUGCACUAUUUACUGCCUAUGCUAGUCUGCCUGCACUACUUGUUAGGUUCCUGAUAAAAAUGUCGUCAUUUAUUUGCUGGAAAUUUUAUGUUUGCUAGUACUUCAAAGCACUUUAUAUUAUUAUUUUUUAUUUUGGUUUAUUAAUAUGAUAUGAAACUUGUUAUUCUUUCAUAA
Molecule: messenger RNA, 964 nt
Organism: Salvia splendens (bonfire salvia)
Lineage: Eukaryota; Viridiplantae; Streptophyta; Magnoliopsida; Lamiales; Lamiaceae
Product: nudC domain-containing protein 2
Exons: 6
Coding region: 216-692 (158 amino acids)
Biological process (GO): protein folding
Cellular component (GO): cytoplasm
Source: RefSeq, a predicted model, not a curated record